UGUUGUGUGGAGGUAGUGUUCGGAAAACAAAAUCAGUUUACGUCAGCGAAACGAGAAGUAGUUAAAGAUGGCAGUUGUUCAACCGAAUAAGUCAGAUAUUGGAGCAAUUUUUAAGAGGUUAAGGGCACUUCAAUCUAAUAAGGUAUGCUUUGACUGUAAUGCAAAGAAUCCUACUUGGGCUAGUGUGACUUAUGGUGUCUUUAUAUGUAUGGACUGUUCGGCUGUUCAUCGAUCACUUGGGGUGCAUUUAUCGUUUGUAAGAUCAACACAGCUAGAUACCAAUUGGACAUGGCUUCAGCUACGAGCUAUGCAGGUUGGAGGCAAUGCAAAUGCAUUGGCAUUUUUCCAACAACACAACUGUUCCACUACAGAUGCUCAACAAAAGUAUAACAGUAGAGCUGCCCAGCUUUAUCGAGAGAAGUUGCAUCAUAUGGCAGCAGCCAUCAUGAGAACUCAUGGAACAAAGUUACAUAUAGACACUGGCCAUCAUGAAACACCUCAUUCACCAGAAGAAAAAGAAGUUGAUUUUUUCAAAGAACAUUCUGAAGCUCGACUUUAUGAGAAUACUGUAGAUAAUGCUGUGAAAAAUGGGUCUCUCAAUGCUACGUUAUCCUCAGAACCCACUGAUAAUGGGUCAGUCUCAAAUGAGACUAUUGAAGAUGGUCCAAAGGUGGAGAUAGCACUCAGUGUUUCGCCAACUGAAGCCCCAAAACAACAGGAACCAAGAAAGAGUACCAUUGGGGCCCGCAAACCCAUUGGAACUAAGAAGGGGCAAGGAGCAAGAAAAGGAUUGGGAGCUCAGAGAGUGAGGAAAGAUUUCAGUGAAAUUGAAAAGGAGGCACAGCAAGCUGACCAUUUGCGAGAGCAGGCAGCCGUGGCAGCAAAGCAACAUGUUGAUAUCUCUAAAGAAGAGGAAGAAAAACAACUUAUCUCCAUGCGACUUGCUUACAAGGACUUGAGCCUUCAACAAAAGCAAACGGAACAAAUACUAAAGCAUGUUGACCCUCACAAGGCUGAGCAGUUUGAGAGACUUGGUAUGGGGUUUUCUGGUGGUCAGCUUGGAGGAGGAACAGUCUCUCAUUCAGCUCUCUCAGAUAUGAAAACUAUUCAGCAAGAGUUACCUACAUCUAACAUUAAACAAGAUAAAGACCAUGACUUUGAAGAUGAAUUUGAGUUUAUUGGGUUCACCUCUGGACCACCAAAGUACCGAGACAGUCCCUUUUUGUCCCGCAAAGAUGAUGAUUUUAAGAGUUUUAGCAGCAAACCAUCUUGGGAUAUAGAUAGAGAUGGUGAAAAAUCAUUUUUAUCAGACACUGUAUUAACACGUGACGACAGUAGUACUCAAAGUCGAAGAAGUACUGCUGCUGCUUUGAGCUCUGUGCCUUCUGGAGAUGAAGCUCAACGGAAAUUUGGGAAUGCCAAGGCCAUCUCUUCAGACCAGUUUUUUGGUAACAGUAGAGAUUCAAAUUUUGAAUGCAGAGAAAAACUUUCACGUUUUGAGGGCUCUAGUAGUAUCUCUAGUUCUGACUAUUUUGGUGAAUCAUCAGCUGCAAAAGGAAGCAGCUACAAUGCUCCUAACCUGUAUGACAUAAAAGAAGGAGUAAAAGAUGGGGUUACCAAGGUAGCGGGACGACUUUCUUCACUAGCUAAUGGAGUAAUGACAUCUUUCAGAGGAAAUGAUAGACUCCAGUCUAACAACAGUACAUCAGUCUGCCUUGGAACGCUAUGGUUACUGAGAGAAUUUUAAGAAUACUACUGCUGCCAAGGAGAGUUAUGAUUUAAAAAAAAAAGAUAUAAUCCCUAUUAAUUUUAUGUCAACAUUAAGAAUAUGGGUGCACAUUAGAGGAUUUAUAAUGCUUAUCCAUAAACCUCAACCUUUUUAUUACUAUUAUUAUUAUGGUUUUCAGACAAAGGAUGUCAUAAUUUGUUACUCUGAAACUGAAGCUUCUUUAUUGCAAACUAUUGGUUGCAUUAUUUGCCAUUUUUCUGAAAUAAAUAUGUAUUUUUAAUAGGGUGAUUAAAUAUUUUGAUGACAUUAUAAAGAUGGUUUAUGUUGAAAGUUAUUUUAUUAAAUUACUUAUUUAAAACUUAAAACAUUCUUCUAAAUUUAUGAAAAAUACUGAUAAUUUUUCUCAAAUUAUAAUAAAGAAUUUUUGCUUAGAGAUGUUUGGUGAGCUAAACAUUAUUUUAAAAUAGUUUAUAUAUGAUAAUGUUCAGUUUUAUAAUAAUAUUUAAAAUUUAUUAAAAAAACAUAUAAACAGUGCAGUUAUGAACCUUUUUUUUUCUUUUCUUGCAUUUAUUAUUCCAGAAAAGUAUUUGGACCUAAUUAAGACUACAAAAAAAUUACUUAAACAGGUCAGAAUUUGAGAAACCAGUUUUUAUUUUUCAUUCCAUAUCAGUAUCUUGUUUUCACAUAUUUUCCUUCUUCAUAGGAAAGCUUACCCUGCUUUUUCUUUCUGAUUUUCAGAAACUACUGUUGUGAAAAUAUGAUCAUAAGCUGUCAGUUGAAAUUUGAGUUUGUUAUAAAUACCUGGUUUAUACUAAACUUAUCUUUUGUGAAAAUAUUGUACAUAAAUUAGUUCAGUAACAUUGUAUUUUGUAUAUAAAAUCUGGAAAAGAAGGAUACUGAGAAAUUUUUAAGCUCCUUGCAAAGUUAGGUUGAUAAUCUAUAUUGCUGACUGCAUAGGAUCAACAAUGGAUUUAUGCAGGUUUGAAAAUAUUGUUAACAGUUUAUAAUUUUUAGUGUUUGCCAUUGUUUUUUCUGAUUUUCAUUAUUCUCUUUAUAUAAUUUCCUGUGGCUUUUGGAUCAGGACAACUAAAUUUAUUUGAAAAAAUACAUAAAAUUCUUUGUGCUAUGAUUGUGUCAAAUUUCUUGAUGUAAUAGAAUGAUUUGAAACAUUGUAUUUUUAUUCUUUUUUUUUAUGGGAUACAUUACAUUAUAGGGUAUUCAGGUCAUUCAUAUUAAUUGGAAAAUGGAUAGGUGAUAAAGGUAGUAUAUUGAAGAUCAUUUUGUUAGAAUAAACCUUUAAGUAAAGCCACUGUGGUUUCAGUACAGUUGCUAAAUUUAUCAAAUUUUCAGUUUACUGUAUGUUUAAGUCAUAAAUAAAUGUCAUAUUGAACUUA
This is a messenger RNA of Limulus polyphemus (Atlantic horseshoe crab), 3123 nucleotides long. It is a transcript of the gene ArfGAP3, whose product is annotated as ADP-ribosylation factor GTPase-activating protein 2-like. The coding region runs from base 68 to 1747 and encodes 559 amino acids. The transcript has 12 exons. Gene Ontology annotation, molecular function: GTPase activator activity. The record is from RefSeq and is a predicted model, not a curated record. Gene Ontology annotation, biological process: COPI coating of Golgi vesicle. NCBI's taxonomy places the organism in Eukaryota, Metazoa, Arthropoda, Merostomata, Xiphosura, Limulidae.